Messenger RNA from Fraxinus pennsylvanica, 1575 nucleotides. The record is from the annotation of a GenBank genome assembly. NCBI's taxonomy places the organism in Eukaryota, Viridiplantae, Streptophyta, Magnoliopsida, Lamiales, Oleaceae.
AUGAGUGUUGAACAGAGUUCUGUGCAUACGUCAUCAUCACACUUCUCUCAUUUCUGGUCGUCGGCGUUGAGGUCCAAACCGUUAUCUCCGGCAUCGGAGACUCAUGUCCUCACCAAUUCCGGCGAGGGACUUGUCCGGCGUUUAAGCCUCUUUGAUCUCAUUCUCCUAGGGAUUGGAGCCUCCAUUGGCGCUGGAAUAUUUGUCGUCACCGGCACGGUCGCUAAAGACGCCGGUCCUGGAGUUACAAUUAGCUUCAUCAUUGCAGGAGCAUGUUGUGUACUGAAUGCACUCUGUUAUGCUGAGCUAGCUUCUCGCUUUCCGGCAGUUGUUGGGGGAGCUUACCUUUAUACAUACUCGGCUUUCAACGAGCUUACCGCUUUUCUUGUGUUUGCUCAAUUGAUGCUAGACUAUCAUAUUGGUGCAGCUAGCAUAGCACGUAGCUUAGCGAGCUAUGUAGUUUCAUUACUGGAGCUCAUUCCCCUUUUCAAGGAUAACAUCCCAAACUGGUUUGGGCAUGGUCACGAAGUUCUUGGAGCAUUAUCUAUCAAUAUACUAGCUCCAAUUCUCCUAAUGCUUCUGACUAUAGUUCUUUGUUGGGGAGUUGGAGAGUCAUCAAUAUUGAAUUCACUCAUGACAGUGACAAAGGUGGUUAUUGUUCUUUUUGUCAUCAUUGUUGGAGCUUUUAAGGUUGAUGUUUCAAACUGGACUCCUUUCGCCCCAAAUGGUGCUAAAGCAAUAUUGACUGGAGCCACAGUUGUCUUCUUUGCAUAUGUAGGAUUUGAUGCCGUUGCCAAUUCAGCAGAAGAAUCAAAGAGACCACAGCGAGACCUACCAUUAGGCAUAAUAGGUAGCCUCCUUAUCUGUGUUGUGCUGUAUAUCGGGGUCUGCUUAGUGAUUACUGGAAUGGUUCCAUACCAAUUACUUGGGGAAGAUGCUCCUUUGGCUGAAGCUUUCUCCUCCAAGGGUUUGAAAUACGUAUCAGUAUUGAUCAGCAUUGGUGCUGUUGCUGGACUUACUACAACACUUCUAGUUGGUCUCUAUGUUCAGUCUCGUUUAUAUCUUGGACUUGGAAGGGAUGGGCUUCUUAAUGUUCAUGUGCUUUCACACAUUCUUUCAGUUGGCUCAUUGACAGGCUAUUCUGUUGUUUCAGCUUGUGUAGUAACUCUUCGCUGGACGGAUAAGGCUGCAAGUCAGAUUUCUACAAGAUGGGUUUCUAAAAGGGCUGAAGGCAUCAUCUGCCUCCUUACAAUUGCCUGUUGCGGUUUUGCUGCUGGAAUCUUCUACCGUUUUGGGGCUUCAUUUGUUUUUAUGAUUUUAACUACUGUUAUUGCAAUUUGUUGUGCUGCAGCUCUUUACUUACGACAAUUCUAUGCAGAUCCACCAGGUUUUUCUUGUCCAGGAGUUCCAAUUCUUCCCACCAUUAGCAUUUUCCUCAACAUAUUUUUGUUUGCCCAGUUGCACUAUGAAGCCUGGGUUAGAUUUGUCGUCCUCAGCAUUAUUACAGUUGGUAUUUAUGCCUUUUAUGGCCAGUAUCAUGCUGAUCCUGAUUCUGCAAAUGAAGAGUUUCUUGGUUAA